Ictalurus punctatus (channel catfish) is the source of this 3733-nucleotide messenger RNA. It is a transcript of the gene myo1ha, whose product is annotated as myosin IHa. NCBI's taxonomy places the organism in Eukaryota, Metazoa, Chordata, Actinopteri, Siluriformes, Ictaluridae. Gene Ontology annotation, molecular function: ATP binding; microfilament motor activity; actin filament binding. The coding region runs from base 1 to 3435 and encodes 1144 amino acids. Gene Ontology annotation, cellular component: actin cytoskeleton; vesicle; cytoplasm. Gene Ontology annotation, biological process: vesicle transport along actin filament; actin filament organization. The transcript is spliced from 32 exons. The record is from RefSeq and is a predicted model, not a curated record.
AUGGACGAGAAGCUGCUAGGAGGGAGUGGAGGACUAGUGAACGAGUUUGGAUGGAUUGUGUUUCUCACCAAGUUCAGCCUGUUCCCAUGUAACAGUGAUGGCGAAUCAGAGAGAAAGUGGAGUUUGGGAAGUGUGGGGGUGUGGGAGUUCCACCCUCUUCACAAUAACCGCAAGACUGAGAUUAGUUUUGACAUCUCAAAUGGGGGACCUUCAAUGAUAUUGUUCACCUGCCUCUUUGGCUUAGACCGAGGGAAAGGAAAAGGUAAGCCACGUCAGUUGGACCUGGAGCGGGCGCUGACUGCCAGAGACCGAGUCGGUGUCCAGGACCUGGUGCUGCUGGACGCCCACAACAGCGAGACAGCCGUUCUGGACAACCUGAAGAAGCGCUUCUCCGAGGACCUGAUAUACACUUAUAUUGGAACCCUUCUGAUCUCAGUCAACCCGUACAAAGAGUUGGACUUCUACAGCAAGAGGCACAUGGACCUGUAUAUGGUGGUCAACUUUUAUGAGCUUCCACCCCACAUCUACGCCCUGGCGGAUAACGCCUACCAGACCAUGCUAGCGGAGGCUAAUAACCACUUCAUUCUGAUCUCUGGAGAGAGCGGGGCGGGAAAAACCGAGGCCACUAAGAAGAUCCUGCAGUAUUACGCUGUUAGCUGCCCCAGUAGCUCUCUGCUGAACUCCGUCCGGGACCAGAUGCUCAUGUCCAAUCCUAUCCUGGAGGCUUUUGGAAAUGCCAAAACUCUGAAGAACGACAACUCCAGUCGCUUCGGAAAGUACAUGGACAUUCAGUUCGACUGCCAGGGCGAUGCAGUUGGAGGUCACAUCCUCAGCUAUCUGCUGGAGAAAUCGCGAGUGGUCCACCAGAACCACGGCGAGAGAAAUUUCCACAUCUUCUACCAGCUGCUGGAGGGAGGAGACGACGACCUGCUGAGACAACUGGGCCUGGAGAGGGACACGCAGCGCUACAACUACCUGCUACAGGGGGAGUGUGCCAAAGUGAGCUCCAUCAACGACAGGAACGACUGGAAAUCAGUGAAAAACGCCCUCCUGGUCAUGCACUUUGGUCUCAGCGACAUUGAGCAUCUGUUUGGAAUCAUCGCAAGUGUUCUGCACCUGGGGAACGUCCCGUUCGACAGAGACACCAAAGGCAACGCUGUCCUCAACUCCAACGCUGAACUGCGCUGGGUAUCGAAGCUGACUGGGGUCCAUGUGCAGGUUCUGACCGAGGCUCUGACCUACAGGAAGAUCGAAGCUAGAGCAGAUGAGGUUCUGUGUCCCUUCACCGUCGACCAUGCCAUCUACGCCAGAGACGCCCUGGCCAAAGCCAUUUAUGGACGCACCUUCACCUGGCUGGUCAACCGCAUCAACGAGUCACUCGAGAAUCAGGACUCGAGCAGAAAAACGGUUAUCGGACUGCUGGACAUCUAUGGAUUUGAGGUCUUCUACGUGAACAGUUUUGAGCAGUUUUGCAUUAACUAUUGCAACGAGAAGCUCCAGCAGCUGUUUAUCCAGCUCACGCUGAAGGCUGAGCAGGAGGAGUACGAGGCCGAGGGCAUCGAGUGGGAACCGGUACAGUUCUUCAAUAAUAAAAUCAUCUGUGACAUGGUGGAGGAGAAGCACAGAGGGAUCAUCUCAGUUCUGGACGAGGAGUGCUUGAUGCCAGGCGAUGCGACAGACCUGACCUUUCUGGAAAAGAUGGAGAAGAAAAUGGGCAACCAUCCUCACUUCAUCACACAGAAGCUGGCUGAUAAGAAAACCCGCAGGACUCUGGAGAGAGGCGACUUCCGUCUGCUUCAUUACGCCGGAGAGGUGACGUACUGCGUCGUGGGCUUCAUAGACAAGAACAAUGACCUACUGUACAGGCACAUCAAGGAGGUGAUGCGGCAGUCGAAGAACUCUAUAAUGCAGCAGUGUUUCUCGUCUGACGAGGUGGACAGCAGGAGAAGACCCGAGACGGUGGCGACUCAGUUUAAGAACAGUCUGCAGGGACUGACUGAGAUCCUGAUGGCGAAAGAAGCCUGGUACGUUCGCUGCCUAAAAUCCAACGACGACAAGCAGUCAGGUAAGACCACACACACACACACACACACACACACGUGUGAAUUCGUGUUUACAUCUCGCACACUGUCUGUCCGUCUAGGAAGGUUUGAUGAUGUACUGGUGAGGCACCAGGUGAAGUAUUUGGGUCUGAUGGAACACCUGAGAGUCAGACGGGCCGGAUUUGCAUAUCGAAGGAGAUACGAGGAAUUUCUCAAGAGGUAUAAACCUCUGUGCCCUGAUACCUGGCCACACUGGAGGGGAGUUCCUGCUGAGGGAGUGGAGAGACUGGUGCAGCACCUGGGCUACCAACCUGAUGAGUACAAGAUGGGCAGGACCAAAAUCUUCAUCCGCUACGCCAGGACACUAUUCGCCACUGAGGACGCCUAUGAGAUCUGCAAACAUGAGCUGGUUGCAAAGAUACAAGCCAAGUACAAGGGUUACCGGACUAGAGAAGAGUUCAAGAAACAGAAAGAAGCGGCUACUAAAAUUGAAACGUGCUGGAGAGGAGUUCAGGCUCGGAAAGAGCGAGAGAGACGAGCCUGGGCCGUCAAAAUCAUCAAGAAAUUUAUUAAGGCUUACCUGACGCGUGGCGAGGCAAAACCCACAGAUAACUCCGAGUACCUGGCGUUCGUCAGACAGAGCUACCUCAAAAGGCUGAAAAAUAAUCUACCGGAAACCGUUUUGGACAAAACCACGUGGCUCACACCUCCACCUGUAAUGAGAGAGGCGUCGGAGAUGCUGCGGAGGCUGCACACGCGCUGGUUAGUGAGGAAGUACGUGCGAGGGAUCACGCCGCAGAGGAAAGCUCAGCUGCAGCUGAAGGCGGUCACCAGUGCCAUCUUUAAAGGGAAGAAGGAAAGCUACCCUCAGAGUGUCGCUGUGCCUUUUGUGGACACCAGGAUCAGUGAGCAGGACAUUAACGAGCGCGUCCUGCAGACGAUGACGCAGGAACGCAUCAAGUACAGCGUUCCUGUGGUGAAGUACGACCGGAACGGGUUCAAGCCGAGACCCAGGCAGUUCAUUCUCACCCAGGUCGCACUUCACGUCGCAGAAGAGGCCAAGAUCAAACAGAGAGUCGAGUACGUCUCACUCAAAGGUGUUUCUGUCAGUAACCUGGGAGACACUUUCAUGAUCCUCCACGUGGUGAGCGAUGGCCCCAAACAAAAGGGAGAUCUCAUACUUCAGUGUGAUCACCUCUACGAAGUCGUGACCAAACUGAGCGUGCUGGCGAACAAGCAGAACGCCAUCAACGUGCUCCAGGCAAGUAUUAAGUUUGAGAUCAGCGGAGGUAAGGAGAACUUCGUGGACUUCAGCACUGGACAGGAAGCCACGGUGUACAAGGACAAAAACGGCCAUCUGAUGGUGGUCACACCGAGGGUGAGGUCCCGCUGAUGUGAGUCGUGAAGAAGACCAGCCUCUUCUGUCUGAUAUAAACAUCUAGCUCAGCUCUGCAAGGACAAAACUAUCGUUCAGGUUUUUAAACGGACUUUAAUUCAGCGUUUUCCUCUUUAUUAUUAAGUUUGAACGUAGCUGGCUUACACACAAACAGGGUUUUCCUCCCCAGUGGUUCCUGCUCUUCAGUCCUCAUUUAAAAAUCAACUCAUAACCUGUAAUCAUAACCGAUUUCCUGAACCUGUAACACGGAGCCAUAUUCACCACAAGGUUUUAUACUUAAAUAAAUAAAAAGACG